ACGUGUAAACAGAGGGGCGUCCGCGUGCGCGCUCGUCUGCUCCCUGGUUGUCCAGGGCUCCAAUUAAGCGAACUGGUCCAGCAAGUUAUCUGAGGGGCUGGAGUCACAGAGGCGCACUCAUCGACGCAGCAGUCUACCUGCAGCACGGAGACUGCGCCUUUGUCAGCCUUCCUUCCUGCCUGCUUUCUCUACCACCACGGCAGCCAUGCGGCUCCUCUUCAGCGCGCUGCCCAUCCUCCUCGUCCAGUGCGUCGGAUCCAUCAGAUGUGAAGCCUCGCCUCGGUGUCCGAGCGGGCAGUUUGGGUUUAAGAGCCAGUGCGUGCUGUGCCAUCACACCUGCGCCGAGUGCGACGGACGCGAGCUGUUCCAGUGCACGACCUGUGGAGUCUAUGAAGAUGGACUGGAGCGUUUCCUCCACCAAGGUCGCUGUCGUAUCCACUGUCCCAGGGGGUUCUAUCCUGACAGGGGUCAUUACGCCUGCAUGCCCUGCAUAUCCAAUUGUGAACUCUGUACAGAUGGCAACAUAUGUGCCAAAUGUCGUGAGUACUAUGAACUCCACAAUGGCGUCUGCCAACCACCACUGUGUGACAAAGGGCAGGUGGAGGAUCCUGAUACCGGCGAGUGCAUAGACUGUGAAAACGGCUGUGAAACAUGUUCUCCAGAAAACCCUGAGAUCUGCUACAGCUGUGUUCAAGGUUACGUUCUUUCCAGACACCAGUGCCGCAGACACUGCCCCUGGAGCUCCUUCUUGGAUCGCGGCGGUGGAGUCUGUGUGUCCUGCCCCACACCGUGUGAAGACUGCAGGAACAGCACCUACUGCCUGGCCUGUCAGCCUGAUUACUUCCUCACUGGAGGAGAAUGUAAGAAACAGUGUCCGCCGCAAACCUUUGCGGACUCCAGCGAGUGGCGCUGUCAACCUUGUCACCACUCCUGCCACACGUGUCAUGGUCCUUCCUCAGCAGAAUGUGACAUUUGUCUUGGUGGGACUCUUCCUUCACCUCGAGGGUGUUACGUUAACUGUGGAGCGGGAAAAUACUAUGAUGGGAAACUUCGAGAAUGCCGCAAAUGCAAUACUACCUGCAGUACCUGCUUUGGCCAAGAGGGCCAGUAUUGUUCUUCUUGUUCCAAAGGAUAUUAUCUGGAUCAGGUGGGUUCUUGCGUACGGCAGUGUCCCUCGGGCUCCUAUCUAAACCCAGAUCGUCAGCAAUGUGUGGACUGCUCGUCAAACUGCGAGGAGUGCGUGGACACCAUGGAUAACUGCAUUAGCUGCUCCAAAGACAGCAACAAACCCUUUCUCCAUCUGGGACGGUGUUGGUCGAGUUGCCCCGACGGUUUCUUUGAGGGUCCAGAUGGGACUUGUGAAGCAUGCGAUAGUUCCUGUCUGACCUGUGACGAGAUAAAGUCUCAGUGUCUGUCUUGUCCUGAAGGCCACUUCUUAGACUCGGGUAGAUGUGGGCUGAAUUGUUCUGUGCGCACAUACCCUGCAGAAGAUGGCACCUGCAGACGCUGUCCGCCUCACUGCGAUGUGUGCUCUGAUGAGAAGAACUGCUUCAAGUGCACCUUCCUCUACUUAAUGCUCAACGGGCAUUGUAAGGCCGGGUGUCCCGAGGGUUAUUAUGAAGACAUGGAGGAGGGCCGCUGUGGUCAGUGCCACCCUACCUGCAACACCUGUUCAGGCCCCCAGGCAGAUGACUGUGAGACCUGUGCAACUUUCAGUCCAAAGCUUUAUAAAGGUGCAUGUCUCCUCGAGUGUCCCACUGGUACAUACUAUGAGGCAACGGCUAUGGAGUGUCAAGAAUGUCACCAAACAUGCAUGAGCUGCUCGGGCCCAGACCCAAACCAGUGCAUUCAGUGUGAGAAGGGACUGGUUCUGGACCCGAACACGUUACUGUGCGGCGUGACGGGGGACACGGCGUGUCCUCCCAGGACCUACCUCCACGACGACCAGUUCACCUGCAUGGGGUGCCACCAGCACUGCUACUCCUGUGAAGGGCCCGGCCACAACGAGUGCCAGACCUGCGCCGUCCCCCGAUAUUUACACAAUGGCAGCUGUGUGACGGCGUGUCCAGCUGGGACAUACAACGCAAAGCAGGAAGCUGAUGGACAGGAACUGGGAUUUUGUUUGUCGUGUGACCGCGCUUGUUCCACUUGCACCGCAGCCUCCCCAAGAGACUGUCUAACUUGUUCUUCAGGAUACCUAAGGCUUUAUCAGCUCUGUCUCACACACUGUCCCACCGGAUAUUACAAGGAAGGAUCCCACUGUCAGAAAUGCGAUGAGUCGUGCGAACUUUGCACAGGAGCGGGUCCAGAGUCCUGCAGAACCUGUCCGGUUCCUCUCCUGGAGGUCCAAGGAACCCGGCUGUGUGUUGAGCGCUGUCCUCGCCGCUUUUAUGAAAUGGAUGACAGCUGUAAACAGUGUCACACCAGCUGCCAGACCUGCACUGAUUCCUCGCCUCAGAGCUGCCUGACGUGCGACUGGGGCAACGUUUUAAAGGACAAGGUUUGCUAUCCGCGCUGUGAGGAGGGGCGAUACUUCUCUGAACAGGAGACGUGUGAGCUCUGUGACACCUCUUGCAGGCACUGUUUUGGCCCCAGACCGGACCAGUGCUUGACUUGUCCCAGAGACUUUGGCCUCCAUGCUGUUGAAAAUCGCUGCACUCGCUGCUGCCGUGCUGAAGACAAUUCCACCAACUGCUGUGUUUGUGACAGCCGCUCAGCUCUUUGCGUGGAGGCCACACAACCACAAUCAAGAGGGGGCCCAGAGCCAGACGUGACCAUGUCCGCCAGAGAUCUGAAGCACACAUCAGCCGCUCUUCCCAUUGCCCUGAUGCUGUCUGCCGGGUUGGCCCUUGCUUUGUUUGCUCUGAUGAAGGCUUACACCAGAAAGAGGCUUUGCUGGAAACGGAGCUAUGAGAGUCUGAACGGCAACGCUAACAUUAACAUGCCCCACGGGGUGCCUGAGCCGGACAGUGGAGACGAGGUGGACGUGGUGUACACCAGCAGGGGCGGAUCCGUGUUCCGGCGCUACAGCUUCAUACACGAGCAGGACACAGACCCGGACGGGGAUGAGAACUCGUUCCUCAGCCAGUCUUAGAUGGUUCCAGAGUGUACAGGAUGUAUUUUGGGCGCUUGGCAUCAGCAAGGUUAUUUAGUUGAUGUUCAGAAAUGCUAAUUGUGGACUUUUACUUUUGUAUGCUUUCACGUGGAAGUGACUAUUUUUAUUCAUUAAAGUGCCUGUAUCUUUAUAAAGCAAAUAGUUAGACAAGUGAACAAGCCGUGUAAGAAAAUGAUGUACUGUAUAUUUGUAUAAAUGUGUUCCUAUGACCUUUUUGAACUGGAUAUUAAAGAAGGAAUUGUGAAACCGUC
Messenger RNA from Oryzias melastigma (Indian medaka), 3366 nucleotides. RefSeq names its product proprotein convertase subtilisin/kexin type 5. The transcript has 16 exons. NCBI's taxonomy places the organism in Eukaryota, Metazoa, Chordata, Actinopteri, Beloniformes, Adrianichthyidae. The record is from RefSeq and is a predicted model, not a curated record. The coding region runs from base 206 to 3094 and encodes 962 amino acids.